ACGUGUUUCCGCUUUUAAAGACUCCCUGUAUAUAUAUGCGUCGCUGAGCAAACAAGCGAAGCAAAAAUCACAAACGAUUCCUGAAUACUAGUGCCCUAGAAGGAAAAAUAAUGGAGGUGAAAGCCAAUGGUCCGAAUGAUGAAUCGGGUCGGAUACCGGACGGCCCAACGAAUCCCAUGGUCACGCCUCUUUUAACGGAUCUCUAUCAGUUCACCAUGGCUUAUGCUUACUGGAAAGCCGGCAAGCAUCAAGAGCGAGCUGUGUUUGAUUUAUAUUUUCGGAAGAAUCCAUUUGGUGGUGAGUAUACAGUCUUUGCUGGAUUAGAAGAAUGCAUAAGGUUCAUUGCUAAUUUCAAAUUCACCGAGGAUGAGAUCUCUUUCAGACUGAGAUGGACAUUUGGAAAGGCCUAGAAAUAUCAGAGGCAU
Hevea brasiliensis (rubber tree) is the source of this 425-nucleotide messenger RNA. RefSeq names its product nicotinate phosphoribosyltransferase 2-like. The record is from RefSeq and is a predicted model, not a curated record. Bases 111 to 410 code for a protein of 99 amino acids. The transcript is spliced from 2 exons. Gene Ontology annotation, molecular function: nicotinate phosphoribosyltransferase activity. NCBI's taxonomy places the organism in Eukaryota, Viridiplantae, Streptophyta, Magnoliopsida, Malpighiales, Euphorbiaceae.